This is a messenger RNA of Plasmodium knowlesi strain H, 726 nucleotides long. Its product is annotated as conserved Plasmodium protein, unknown function. The transcript has a single exon. The record is from RefSeq and is a predicted model, not a curated record. The coding region runs from base 1 to 726 and encodes 241 amino acids. NCBI's taxonomy places the organism in Eukaryota, Apicomplexa, Aconoidasida, Haemosporida, Plasmodiidae.
AUGAACCGGAGGAACGUCGGAUUGGCGGCUAAAUGCUUGGCCAUCCUCUUUACCUUUUUCUUCUCCACCACUGAAUGUAAAAGCAGAGCAAGGCAAACUUUUUUUUUGAGCCACUUGGUGGGAAAUACAAAACGGGGAAAUAAGACAUGCCCUAGUGGGAGAGGCCUUAUCAAUGGCGCUUACCGCGUGGACAGAACUACACAGUGGCGGAACAACCAUUUGAACUUCUCCCCAAGUGGAGGUGAUCCCUGUACACACGGAAGGUGUGCAGGACGAACAGGAGUUGGAGCUGCGCAGAGGGUUCGCAGGUGGGAGAUACUACCUGGCACGCACGCCAGAUCAACCAGUAUCCCUUCCACUACUUCUAUAAGUAGGUCUACCAAUAGGCUUACUACCACUUCAUCCAGCCCCCCCCUGUGGGCUCGCAAAAUCGACCAGAAGGAAAUAAAGCGGAGGAAAAACUACCAGUACGCAUUAAAGCACAAGUAUGAUAAGAACGGAAGAAGGAUAAAGGAUAUAAACAAAGAAAGGAAGUCUGUCAAAAAAAAAAAGCUAUUUGACUACGAAGGCUUUAAGGUGGAUAAGAUCUUUGCGUGCCUCAGUGAGGAGGAUAUGCAGGAGUUGCGGGAUGAAGAGUUGAAACGAAAAUCUGGGGAAAUUCUCCACAACAAUAAAUAUAUUGAUACUUAUGGCGUAGAAUCAGAGACGGACUUGGACGACAUGUGA